AUGUCCCCUCCGGCAUCGGCUGCGACAGCGAGUGAAAGCAGUACAACCACUGUCUUCGAGGAGGACACCAGAGAGGAGCAAAGACCCCUUAAACAAUCUCUGAGUAAGUCACUAUGUCGGGAGAGUUUUUGGAAAUGCCUUCUCCUGUCCAUUCUCAUGUAUGGCUGCAUGGGAGCAAUGGUGUGGUGUCAUGUCACCAAGGUGACCCGCCUCACCUUUGACAGUGCCUUCAAAGGGAAAUCAAUGAUGUACCAUGACAGUCCCUGCUCUGAUGGCUAUAUCUACAUCCCUCUGGCCCUGUUGGGCAUGCUCUAUUUGGUCUACCUUGUGGAGUGCUGGCACUGUCACGUGAAGAGCGAGCUGCAGCACAAAGUGGAUGUGGAGGGCAUUUACGAACGCAUCCAGAGGAUGCAGCAAGCUAAACCCUGCAUCUGGUGGAAGGCUAUCAGCUACCACUAUGUUCGCCGAACUCGACAAGUCACACGCUAUCGCAAUGGAGAUGCUUACACCAGUACCCAGGUUUACCAUGAGCGUGUGAACACCCAUGUGGCAGAAGCUGAGUUUGACUACAGUCACUGUGGAGUGAAAGAUGUAUCAAAGCAGCUGGUUGGCUUGGAGAAGUCUGCUCUUACAAAGAUGCGGUUCACAAAGUGUUUUAGUUUUGCGAAUGUUGAGUCAGAGAAUUCGUACCUAACACAACGAGCGAGGUUUUUUACUGACAAUGAGGGCCUUGAUGACUACAUGGAAGCCAGGGAAGGCAUGCACCUAAAAAACAUCGACCUGAAGGAAUAUGUCAUGGUGUUAUCUGACCCCGACCACCACCCCUGGUAUCUGUCCCAUUAUGUCUUCUGGUUUGCCUCAUUCCUCACAUUCUCUUGGCCUCUCAGAGUCUUCACAGAGUAUCGCACUGCAUAUGUCCAUUAUCGUGUUGAGAAGCUCUUUGGGCAUGAUUACCUCCCUGUGACCCCAUGUGAUGAUCGGCCAUAUUGGCGUCGUAUCCCCCGUGUGAACACCAUUGACAGUACAGAAUUGGAAUGGCAUAUUCGGUCCAACCAGCAGCUCGUGCCCAGUUACUCAGAGGCUGGCCUGAUGGACCUGGCACAGUGCCCAUCCAGCUUCAACGGGAUUCGUCAGAAUUGUGAGCGCUGCCACAGAGCCAUCAGUUGCUCCUCAGUGUUUUCCAGGAGUGCCCUGAGCAUUUGUACCGGUGCCAGCUCCCGCAUCCCCUUCAGCGGCAGUCGGUUCUCCCUGGCACGGCGCUAUGGCUCUCAGCGUAGCUGCUUUUGGAGGAGCGGCAGCCUGGAGGACCAGGAGAGUCCCAGUGAAAACACCCACUGCCUAUCAGAGCGUCUCACCACUGAUGAUGAGGAACCCCCAGACUACGAGGAUGCACUUUGCUAUCCAGUGCUCAUCGUUCACUGCAGCGAGAAUUGCCACAACCAUAGGUCCUUCCACAGAAAUGGCUCCUGUGUGGAGACUUCCUUAUGA
Scomber japonicus (chub mackerel) is the source of this 1488-nucleotide messenger RNA. RefSeq names its product transmembrane protein 151B-like. The transcript has 2 exons. NCBI's taxonomy places the organism in Eukaryota, Metazoa, Chordata, Actinopteri, Scombriformes, Scombridae. The record is from RefSeq and is a predicted model, not a curated record. Bases 1 to 1488 code for a protein of 495 amino acids.